Molecule: messenger RNA, 2209 nt
Organism: Oppia nitens
Lineage: Eukaryota; Metazoa; Arthropoda; Arachnida; Sarcoptiformes; Oppiidae
Product: BOS complex subunit ncln-like
Exons: 6
Coding region: 228-1949 (573 amino acids)
Biological process (GO): regulation of signal transduction
Cellular component (GO): endoplasmic reticulum membrane
Source: RefSeq, a predicted model, not a curated record
ACUGCAUUGACUGCAACAUUGAGGCACACAUUUGAGACAUACAUUCAAAACCAUUGAUUAAUUACUUUCCUUCAAAAAACACUACAAUUUGAUGAUAUAUUACUUGUCUCACAACACCAUUGAAUCAACUUUUGAUUUGUGUCGACAAUUAGGAUAACAGUCGACAACAUCUUAAACUAAGAGGUUUGAAGUAACGGAUCAAUUGAUGCAAAGAUAUAUCUGAAGAAAUGAUUAGUUUAAGUGAAGCCGAAAGUGUGUGGGACUUCUUGCCGUUGUUUGCGGUGAUGGUAUUGAUGCCACUGUUGGUUGUGGUUUCACCAGCCAUGGCUUUGGAUCAGCUCAACGUAUAUCGUGUGCAACAAUUUGAUCUUCACAACAGUCGCUACGGAUCGCGACAAUCGGUAAUGAAUUUGGAGUCAAUUUCUGUCCAUCAAAUCAAAGAGAGUUUUGCCAAGAAGUGUGUUAUAUUUAAGUUAAACGAACUGUUGGACCAAAUGGAAACAUUUCAGACUAUAAUCGACGAGACAUUAGUCGCCGGUAUAUUAAUUAUAUUACCGAAGACUAUGAAAUCAUUAAAUGAACAACAAUUGGAUAAGUUUUUGACUCUCGAAAGGUUUUUAGUGUCCCGUGAAAUACAAAUACCGAUUUAUGUGACACAAGAGUCCAAACAACUCUUAGCUCUUUAUGAAAUGCAAUCGACAAAUAUUGUCAAAGAUUCAGAAGAAGAUCGACAACAAUCAAAUUUGAUGAAACUUUACGAUUCAGUGAUGACUAAUGGCUACCAAUUGGUAGUUUCGGGUCCGCAAACGUUACCACUUAAAGAUUUUCUGGUCACAAAUGUUCAGGCCAAAUUAAUUGGUGCCGGCAGUGAGGAACAAAUGCCGACAAUAGCAUUGGUUGCUCAUUACGAUGCCUUUAGUAUAGCACCGUCCCUAUCAUUUGGUUCCGAUUCCAAUGGCAGUGGAGUCGUUGCACUUCUGGAAAUGUUGCGCUUGUUUUCUAAACUAUACUCUAAUCCUAAAACUCAACCAAAAGUGAAUCUACUGUUUGUAUUGACCGGCGCCGGAAAAUUCAAUUAUUUGGGAACCAAGAAUUGGAUUGAAGAACAAUUAGAUGGAAGUGACACUACUUUACUCACAGAAUCACUGUUCAGCAUAUGCUUGGACUCAUUGGUCAAUAGAGAUGAUACGAAUGGCCUCUAUAUGCAUGUCUCAAAACCGCCGAAAGAUGGGACGCCAGCGGCACAACUAUUCGAGGAUCUCAAACAAAUCGCAUCCAAUUCAUUCACUAAUCCAUUCAAUGUCUCAAUGAUUCACAAGAAGAUCAAUUUGGCCGAAGAAACGCUUGCGUGGGAACAUGAACGGUUUAGUAUCCGACGAUUGCCGGCAUUCACUCUAUCGGCACUCAAUUCGCACCGAUCAUUGAGACGCAAAUCAUUAACAGAUGUAUUUGAUGACAAACAAUUGGAUCCGUUGUAUUCCAAUAUCAAUCUGAUCUCUGAAGUAAUCGCCCAUCAAAUGUACAAAGGCUUUGAUACCAAUUUAUUUGACAGCGAUUUAAGACUUUCCAAAACAUUUGUUAAGUCGUUAUUAUAUCAGUUGACACGUCAGUCACGGUCUCAACAGCUAUUGCUUAGCACUCGAAAGGCAUCGCAAGUGGAUGUCUCGCCAGUAGUUCGUAGUUUAGAACAAAUUAUGCGUCGCUUUUGCAAUGAUGUCCAACUCAUACACAUCAAAGUCGACAAUAAAGAUAAUGAACUGGUCUUUUAUGAGCCGACACAAGCGGUUCUCAACAUUUAUAAUGUAAAGCCAGCCAUCUUUGAUCUUAUAGUCUCUGUGGUUAUCGCUAUAUAUUUACUCGCCUUUUUUGUAGUCCUUACGAACUUUCAUCACUUGAGUUCAUUGACAAAGAAAAUUGUCAAUUCAAACGGUUAUCAUUCAAAGAUUUAAUGAAAAACCAUUGAUUUUUAUCAAAAAUUAUUGAGACUUCAAUGUCUAUCAUUCAGUGUUUUAUAUUAUAAUUAAGAGACAAUUAGAUAUUUAUAGAAUUUAUCGUAAAUUAUUAUCGAUUAGUAUAUAUAUAUAUAUAUAUUAGACAUAACAUAACAUAAACUCAUUCAAAACGAACAUUUUUUACUCUUUAUAGGUUAAAAACAUUUCUUUAAAUUUUUAAUAAAUAAUUAUUUGGGUUUUUAGCAAUAAUAAUAAGU